Messenger RNA from Malassezia sympodialis ATCC 42132, 1860 nucleotides. RefSeq lists its product as uncharacterized. NCBI's taxonomy places the organism in Eukaryota, Fungi, Basidiomycota, Malasseziomycetes, Malasseziales, Malasseziaceae. The record is from RefSeq and is a predicted model, not a curated record. Gene Ontology annotation, molecular function: ribosome binding. The transcript is spliced from 2 exons. Gene Ontology annotation, cellular component: mitochondrial inner membrane. Gene Ontology annotation, biological process: intracellular monoatomic cation homeostasis. Bases 1 to 1860 code for a protein of 619 amino acids.
AUGUCGACUCGGUGGGUGUCUCGACUCGCGGCGCUGCCGCGGCUACGAGUCGGUGCCUAUGUGCGCCCCGUGGCGCUGUGUGUGGGCCCGGCCGUCGCGCCGCGCAGUGCGGCUGCGUGGCGUCCGCUGACGACGACGCGCGCCGUCGCGCAGCCGUCGUCCGGGAAGAAGGGCGGCGACGUGGCGCCGAGUGACGGGCCCAAGCCGUCGAUGCCUGUGCGUGUCUGGAACAAGGUGAAGGAGGAGGUGCUGCACUACUGGCACGGCACGAAGCUGCUCGGCAAGGAGCUCGCGAUCUCGACGCGGCUGCUGCGCCGCAUGAUCCUCGGGUACACGCUGACGCGCCGUGAGCACCGGCAGCUGCGCCGCACGAUGGGCGAUCUGCUGCGCCUGAUCCCGUUUAUCCCGUUCGUGAUUAUCCCGGCGGCCGAGCUGCUGCUCCCGGUGGCGCUGAAGCUCUUCCCGAACAUGCUGCCGAGCACGUUCGAGAGCAAGUUUACCGUGGAGGAGAAGCGGCGGCGCCUGCUGAAGCUGCGCCUUGAGAUGGCCAAGUUCCUGCAGGAGUCGAUCAAGGCCGGCGGCCUGCAGGUGUCCGACUCGGUGAAGGACUCGGACGCGUUCCAGGAGUUCUUCCACAAGGUGCGCAUCGGGCAGCACCCGACGAAGGAGGAUGUGAUCCGGGUGGCGAAGCUGUUUGACGACGACCUGACGCUCGACAACCUGACGCGCCCGCAGCUGGUGUCGAUCUGCCGGUACAUGCAGAUGACCGCGUUCGGCACGGACAACUACCUGCGCUUCCAGGUGCGGCAUGCGCUGAACCGCAUCCGGCAGGACGACCUGGUGAUCCGCGACGAGGGCACGGACGCGAUGUCGUACGUCGAGCUGCUCGUCGCGUGCCAGAGCCGCGGCGUGUGGACGCACAACCGCUCGCGUGAGCAGCUCAAGGAGGGUCUCGACGUGUGGAUCAACCUGCACGUCAAGGAGCGCAUCAGCGGCACGCUGCUGAUCCUCAGCCGCGCGUUCUACUUUGUCGGCGAGCCGGAGGACGCGAACGCGACGUACCAGGACAUGCAGAUCAAGGGCCUCGAGCUGACGAUGAGCUCGCUGCCCGACAAGCUGCUGAACGAGGCCGAGCUGCACUUUAGCAAGGACGCCGCGACGAACAAGCAGCGUCUCGAGGUGCUCCAGGAGCAGGAGGAGCUCAUCGAGGACGAGGCCGAGCAGGAGGAGGAGGUGCAGGCGGCGCGCGAUGCCGAGCGCUCGCGCAAGGACGCCGAGACGGUCGAGGCGACGCGCAUCCUGCCGACGGCGGCCAAGACGCGCGUAGACGAUGCGCGCAUGACCGAGGAGCAGCUGAGCGAGCUCGGCGAGGCGCUCGCAAUCCUCAGCGCCAAGUCGUCCGUGCUGCGCGAGCGCCAGGAGCUCUCGGAGCUGAUGAGCGAGCUGCCGCCCGACGACGCGGGCGCCGACGACGGCUCGCCCAAGGCAAAGAGCCUGUACCGCCGCGUGCGCUCGAUGCUCCAGCGCAUCGACAAGCAGCUCGAGGAGUUUGACAAGGACGUCGGCGGCCGCAUGCACCUGAUCGAGGCGAGCCCGACCGGGAAGAUCAGCGUCGACGACCUCGAGCAGGCGCUGCGCCUGAUCCGCCACCGCCCCGACGAGGAGAUGCUCCAGAAGCUCGUCGACAAGCUCGACGUCGACCUCGACGGCCUCGUGCCCCUCAACGACGUGCUCGAGCUGGCCGGCAUGGACAGCACGCUCGAGGCCAGCUACGGCGGCGAGGUCAAGGACAUCCAGCACGAGAGCUCCAAGCUGCUCUCCUCAAAGAAGCCUCGCAAGAGCGACAUUGUAGAAGAGUAA